Molecule: messenger RNA, 1096 nt
Organism: Tympanuchus pallidicinctus (lesser prairie-chicken)
Lineage: Eukaryota; Metazoa; Chordata; Aves; Galliformes; Phasianidae
Gene: OSTC
Product: oligosaccharyltransferase complex non-catalytic subunit
Exons: 4
Coding region: 65-514 (149 amino acids)
Cellular component (GO): oligosaccharyltransferase complex
Source: RefSeq, a predicted model, not a curated record
UUCCGCCUUCGUGUGAGCAAAGCGCCCGGCGGCGCGGGACCGGCGUACGGACCGAGCCGCCGCCAUGGAGACGCUGUUCCGGCUGCCCUUCGCCGUCCUCGAGUGCCCCAACAUCAAGCUGAAGCGGCCGGGAUGGGUGCACAUGCCCUCGGCCAUGACGGUCUACGCGCUGGUGGUGGUGUCGUACUUCCUCAUCACCGGAGGAAUUAUCUACGAUGUGAUCGUGGAGCCCCCCAGCGUGGGCUCGAUGACGGAUGAACACGGGCACCAGCGGCCGGUGGCUUUCUUGGCAUACAGAGUAAACGGACAGUAUAUUAUGGAAGGGCUUGCAUCUAGCUUCCUGUUCACAAUGGGUGGCCUAGGAUUCAUAAUUUUGGAUCGAUCCAAUGCACCAAAUAUCCCCAAGCUGAAUAGGUUUCUCCUGCUCUUCAUUGGAUUUGUCAGCGUGCUUUUGAGCUUCUUUAUGGCCAGAGUUUUCAUGAGGAUGAAAUUACCGGGCUACUUGAUGGGUUAGUACCUCUUGUGAUGUGUGAAAGCCCGAGGUGCAUUUACUCCUCUUCCUGAAGUGUUAAGAAGCAGCAGCAAGAAACAAAUUCCACAGUCACUGCCGACAGGAAACAGACCUGAACAUGGGAAGCGUCUCAAGAGAGUGCUCUCUGCAACCAGUCUUAAACUACUGAUGGCUGAUUUGUCAUUUUAAAACAGCAGUUACUUAGUUGUGUUGUUCUUGUUUUUUAAUUUCCAACGAAACAGAGAACCUGUCUUUAGCUCUGCCUUGAAAUGAAUAUUGCCCCUUGGUUUUACAGUUUUUUGUUGCAAGGCCUGUCCCUUCUUUCUUGCGUGGGAGAAUUGUGUGAAUUGGACAAGAAACACCUGAAACGUUUUCCCAAGUUAAAGUCUGAAAAUAAACAACUGGAUGCUUUACAGUCCAAACGCAAUGUGUCUGAAAUGAUUUCAAAGGCACCUUUUGCCUUAUUAUUAAUGGCUUCGUAUGAGUAAUUCCAGACGUGCAUGGGAAGAGGCAAACUGUAUGAAUGUGCUUUUGUUUGUAAAAAAAAUGUAUGAAAGAAGCCAAAUAAAACUUAUUUUCUAUGAA